This is a messenger RNA of Paramecium octaurelia, 1009 nucleotides long. NCBI's taxonomy places the organism in Eukaryota, Ciliophora, Oligohymenophorea, Peniculida, Parameciidae. The record is from the annotation of a GenBank genome assembly.
AUGUAAUAAGUUAAAUAUCCAUAAUUUGAUAUUCAAUCUCCUGAACAGAGGGAACAUGCACAACCCUAAUUAUUCUAGAAUACUCAAGAAGAUAUUAAAUACCUACCAGUUUUGCCACAACAGAAUCCGAAUUUCCAACAGUAUCAAUAAGUCAUAAUCCCAUAUUCAUAAUAAAUCAAUAAUAAUCAACCAAAUUAUUACAACCUCGAUUAGCCACUUCAACCAGUCUACUCCAAACUAAUAAAAGACUCAGAUUUCUUAACCUAAAAGUUCUUUUUAAGCAGCAUUUUGGGAAUGUUCACAUUGUGGUCCUUUCUUUUUGUCUUAUUCUUAUUUGUGAUUUAAGUGUCGUUUUAAAAAUCAUUUUAUGAACACAAAAGUUCAUACCCUUAUUGGAUUACUGCAAGUGUUAUGCUAUUGAUUGUUUUAGUAAAAUUGGGAUCAAUGGAAAGAUUUAGAAAUGUAAAUAAAUCAUAAUACAUUAAUUAGCCUGGAUUGACAUUUCUAUUUUAUUUUGGAUCUAUCUUUGCGUAUACCUUAAUUUUCUUUUUUAUCUUAGGAGCAUCCUCUUCAGGUCCUAAUAGUGAUUUGCCAAGUAAUUAAUAAACUCAAUAAAUUUAGGCUCUUUUAUUGUUGGCAUAUUCAUAGUGAUUCCAUUGUUCGCUAAUUUCAUUGUUACCAUCAUUUUAUUAAUAUACGUGCUAAUAGAAAACUAGGAAUUCAGAUUUUAGAGUACAUUUUCAUCUUGAAUUUUAUAGAGGUCUUAUGUUGCGAAUUCUUGUGUGUCUUGCCUUUUGCUAUCCUUUUUAUUCCAAUGAUACUUAGUUUGAUAGUCUUGAUGCCAUACACAUUUUUAUUGAUGAAUGUCCUGAAAUAAAUUCAAUCUGGAAGAGUAUCUAUCUCAAAUCAAUAAUUAGUUUAAUUUAAAUAAGGAUUAGAUACUGAGUGGAACCUUGGCUGCCUAUUAUGGAUUAUUUGUCCCUUUUGAUUUGUGUGAUUGAUUUUUAAU